Plutella xylostella (diamondback moth) is the source of this 451-nucleotide messenger RNA. RefSeq names its product histone H4. Gene Ontology annotation, molecular function: DNA binding; structural constituent of chromatin; protein heterodimerization activity. Gene Ontology annotation, cellular component: nucleosome. NCBI's taxonomy places the organism in Eukaryota, Metazoa, Arthropoda, Insecta, Lepidoptera, Plutellidae. The record is from RefSeq and is a predicted model, not a curated record.
UCGCGAUCCCACUCGCAUUAUCAAUUCACGCUUCGCGAAGUAAACACCUACACUACAUCUGCAAUAAUGACAGGCCGCGGCAAAGGAGGCAAAGGCUUAGGCAAAGGUGGUGCUAAGCGGCACAGAAAAGUACUUCGAGACAACAUCCAGGGCAUUACCAAACCUGCCAUCAGAAGAUUGGCCAGAAGAGGAGGGGUCAAAAGGAUAUCUGGUUUAAUCUAUGAAGAAACGAGAGGAGUUUUAAAAGUGUUUCUGGAGAAUGUUAUAAGAGAUGCUGUGACGUAUACGGAGCAUGCUAAAAGGAAGACCGUCACAGCUAUGGAUGUAGUUUACGCGUUGAAGAGGCAAGGAAGAACGCUUUAUGGUUUUGGAGGUUAGGUUUAUAGAAUAAAUGUUAAUAAAGAUUUGUUGUUGAUUUGUUUUGGUUGACAAGGUCCUUUUCAGGACCGCA